AGUAAAGCGCUCAGUAAGCGGCCAGCCGCCUCAGAAGACGGGUCGUUCCUACGGUUAAUCUUUGAUACGAACUUCAAAGGAGAUUUAAAUAUUGAAUAACUGAAAAUUAGAAGGUAUUAAAAAUUUAUCAAUGAAAUUUGCGUUACCAAAAAUUAUCGAUAAUAAAAACUACGAUUUUCCGUGUGGUCAGAAUUGAGAAAAAAUUUCGAUAAAACGAAUUUUAACAAUUUCGAAAAAGACCGUAGGAUUCUUAUUAAAAAAAACCUGUACGAUUUUCACCCCGUCCGAGUCGUUUGAGUUCGAGAAAUAAUUUUAUUUCUUAUUUAUUUAAUUCGCUUUACCGAUCGUGCGACUUUUCUCAACUGUAACGAUUCGAUUUCGAAAGAGGUCUGUUUGGAAACUAAUAUUCUCCGUAAUUCAUGAAUGGGUUAUACACAAGUGAACCGUGAAUAGUGUGGAUCGUAUUUACAUCGUUACAAGAAAAUAAACCAUUGAAUAAUCGAACGAAUGAAUGAAAUUACGUUAAAACGAGUGCCGCAAUUAUUUUAUACUAUGUGAAAAAUCGAGUAUCCGAUUCGAAAGUGAGAAAAGAAAUUCAAGAACCGAAAAAAUUUUUCAACCUUGCGAACGAGGAGUCGGCCACGACGAAAAAUACCGAUCAAAAAUCGCUGCCAUGCGGCGCUCCGAAAAUCGCGUCUAGUUCGCUUCCGAUAAACGAGCCAAAAAAAAAAAUUGAUCAAAACAAUCGCAAGAGCCCGACUAUCCCUACCGAUUUACACGAGGACGACAGCGACCUGCCUAACAAUGGCGAAAAAUCGUCUCAAUCUCGCGUUACCCGCAUUUCUGGCGGGAGUGUCGAUGGUAUUAUUGAUUCCACCUUCGAUCGCGGGUGGCGAAAGUUACAUGAAAAUGUUCGCCGCGCAACAGAGCCCUGUCGAUCCCUGUUUCGACGAAGAUCGUCCGCGUCGUUGCAUACCGGAUUUCGUUAACGCGGCGUUCGGCACAUCGGUGGAAGCCUCGUCCACGUGCGGAAGCGGAGGACCGACGAGAUACUGCGACGUAAACGAAUUGGCGGGAGUUAACGGACCGGUGGGUACCGGCCAGUGUCACGUAUGCGACGAUUCGACGCCGAGGAAAAGAUUUCCUCCCAGCUAUCUGACGGAUCUCAACAAUCCGAACAACAUCACCUGCUGGCGUAGCGAGCCGUUGGUGUCGUCGCAGAGUUUCUCGGCACCACCCGACAACGUGACGCUCACCCUGUCGCUGGGCAAGAAGUACGAGCUGACCUACGUCAGUCUGCAAUUUUGCCCCAAGGCGGCCAAGCCCGACUCAAUAGCGAUCUACAAAUCGAUGGAUUACGGAAAGACUUGGCAACCGUUUCAGUUCUACUCGUCGCAGUGUCGCAGGGUGUACGGCAGGCCGAACAGGGCAACGAUCACCAAGGCCAACGAACAGGAGGCGAGAUGCACCGACAGCCACCGGUACACCGGAGGCGACGGUCUCGGGCCGGUGGGAAGAAUCGCCUUCAGCACCCUCGAGGGACGACCGUCGGCCCCCGAUUUCGACAACUCGCCGGUCCUCCAGGACUGGGUCACCGCCACCGACAUCAAAGUGGUGUUCAACCGGCUCCACAUGCCGCACGGUCAGGACGAUUUCCCGAAUCCCGAGGAGGCGCACAACAACGAGGACGCGACGGCCAAGGAGAUCAGAAAGGACGUGCAGGAACGCUCCAAGUCGUCGAAGAAUCAGGCGAAAAAUCAACUGAUCAAAGGUUCCGUUCAGUUGGAACAGGACGUGCAGAUCGGCGCUACGGUUCUUCCGUCCGUACAAGUUAUAGGACCCCAAGAUAUGCAGUCGAACGACGCCCUCGACGCGGACGUUCAAGAGAUGAGUUUCGUUACGACAACGGUAACCACCGCGACGACCACCACGUUGGCGCAUCAUUACGCCGUUUCCGAUUUCGCUGUUGGCGGCAGAUGCAAAUGUAACGGACACGCGGCCCGAUGCGUACCCGACAAGGACGGCGAGGUGUCCUGCGAAUGCAGACACAACACCGCCGGAAGAGAUUGCGAGAGAUGCAGACCCUUUCAUUUCGACAGACCAUGGGCCAGGGCCACCGCAAAGGACGCCAACGAGUGCAAGGCCUGCAAUUGCAAUCUGCACGCGAGGAGGUGCAGAUUCAACAUGGAAUUGUACAAACUUUCGGGUCGCGUGAGCGGCGGAGUUUGUCUCCAGUGCAGACAUUCGACUGCCGGAAGACACUGUCACUAUUGCAGGGAAGGAUACUACAGAGAUCCGGCACGGCCAAUAACCCAUCGGAAGGCCUGCAAACCCUGUGACUGCCACCCCAUCGGUGCCUCGGGCAAAACUUGUAACCAGAGUACCGGGCAGUGCCCGUGCAAAGACGGGGUAACUGGAAUAAUGUGCAACAGAUGCGCCAGGGGCUACCAACAGAGUAGAUCUCACAUUGCACCCUGCAUAAAAAUUCCAAAAGUCGUUCAGACCCAGGGAAUGGCUGGAGAAGACAGCGGCGAACACGACGAAACCGAACAAGAACAUGGCUACGAUGGACGCGCCGAUCAGUGUGGAAAAUGUCGCGCAGGUACAAGAAGGUUAAAUCUAAACAAGUACUGCAAAAGAGACUUCGCAAUAAUGGGUAAGGUGACGGACAGGCACGUUGAGAACGGGGCGAGUAAUUCCGGUUCGGCGGAAUGGGUCCGUUUCACCAUUCAAGUUCAAAGCGUCUACAAACGUGCCCGAGAAUCUAGACUUCGCAGGGGACCUAUGACCCUCUACAUCCACGCCGCCGAUCUCGCCUGCAAAUGCCCCAAGGUCAAGGCCAACAAAUCGUACUUGAUUUUGGGUCGAGAAAACGACGGAGGUCACCAAGGUGCGUUAACAGCAACGCAGAGAUCAAUCGUUAUCGAAUGGCGCGACGAAUGGCACCGUCGAAUGCGUCGUUUUCAACGACGAGCGAGAUCAUGUCACUGAAAUGGUAUGGAUUCCCAAUAAUAUAUAUAUCACUUUAACGUCUGAAGAAACAGAAAAUUAAAAAAAGAAACAACAAAAUCAUUGAAUAAUAAUAAUAAUAAUGAUAAUAAUAAUGAAAAGAGAUUAAUAUUAAUAAUAAUUUGCAAUUUCUAUAAUAUAUAUUUAUUAUAUAUAUAAAUACGUGUAAUACGUGUAAUUUAUAUUAAAAAAACACCUAAUUCGCGACGCGGUAUUGACUAACUUCGAUGUGACCCGACUAACUACAUAACGAUUACACCUUAACAUUUUUUUUAAUUUUUUUUGGUUUCAAUGAAAAUAGAAGAAAAAAUUAAUUCCCGAGAAGAAAUAGAAGAAAUGAAAAUACCAAGUUUAAUUUGUUCUGAAUCUCGGUAAUAAUGCGUAAUGAAUAUAUAUACCUACCUGUACACCUAUAUAACCAUCGGCUAUAUAAUAAUCAACGAAAAAAAUUAGUACACAUAACGUAUGAAUUUAAUAAUAUGACAUUUGGAGAAAAGCUUCGGUUAAAAAUUGAGUUACGUUUUCUCUCCCUUGAUUUCUAAAUUUCUCUCUGCAAUCUUCCGAUUUUAUUCAAAUAUAUUGUUUAUGCAUCGUCGUGUUAUCAUUAUCAUUGUUAUUAUUAUCAUUAAUAUUGGUAUCAUUUAAUGAACAGAUCCAACUAUGUAAUUGCUAUUAAUUAUCAUAAGUAUAUAUAAUACCAAUUAAUACUGUAAAUGGCACAAAGCUUGUUUUUAAUUAAUUGAUUAAUUUCUUUCUUUUCUUUUUACUUCCUCCUAAUUUAUUAUUAUGUAUAAAUAAGAAUAUACAUACAAUAUAAUUACCGCAUGUAUUAAUCAAUUGAUUCAUAUAUAUUAUACACUAUGUAUUAUUAUUAUUAAUUACAUAAUAUUCUAUACAUAUACAUGCAUAUAAAUAUAUAACUUAUUUAUAUAAUUAUAAACGUAUAUAUUAUGAUGUAAUGAUAAAUAUUCAUUCACAAUCAGACUAAUAUAGAUUUUCUUGUAAAUUUCUAUAUAAAUUAUUAAAUACAGUAUAAAAUAUAUAAAUAAACCUAACACUACUGCUACUACUACUAAUACUAAUUACUACUACUACUAAUAAAAAGAAAAUCGAGAACGAAGUAAAUUACAGAAAUUGAUAUUGAGAUAAAAUAAUUUCAAGUAGAAAAUAAAAUAGCAAUUCGUGCGGGAGAAUGAGGAUCAAAAUUAGACGAAAACCACAAAUGACACUAGAUAUAUUCUUUUUGAGUUUAUAAUUCUCUAUCAUUUUAAUUAUUAUUAUUUGAUUAUUUAAUUAAUAUUAAUACACGAAGUUCAUUAUGCACAUUUAUUAUGCAUCACGAUUUUUAUUGUACAGUAUAUUAUACAUAUAUACAAUUUGAACAGUAUUAACAGAAAAAUAAAAGAACAAAAAAAAAUUUUUGAUCGUGAUUGAUAUAAGUAUAUAUAUUAUACAUACAUAUAAUAUAAACAUAUUCAUAACAUAAUAUUAAUAUAAUGACUAAAUGAGUGAAUAUUGUCUAAGAAUACGGGCUAAUUGACACGUAAAAUUUGUUCAAUGUACCGUGGAUUCCGUGUUCAUUAAUUAAAUAAUAUCCUUUUUCGUUUUAUUUCUCCCAUCCUCUUUUUAUUUAUUUAUUUUUUUUCUUGUAUCUUGGAAUUUAUCUUUUCCACUGUAAAACUGCUCACUAAUAAUAUAAUCAGAAUCUGCACAUCAUUGUAAUAUGUAAUCCAAGUUCCUAUAAUUAAAUACAGUAAUACACUAUACGUAUAUUAUGGUUAUAGAAGCGAAUGAAACAAAAUUUUUUUUAUUGUAAAAGCUCGACUCUUCCAGCACCCACAAAAUUUUUUAUUUAUUCAUUCAAGUUUUUUUUUUUUUCCUCGUUUCUUUAUUCAAUCGAUACAUCUAUAUCAAAAUUGAUGAACGAUCACGAUAACAGUAAUAAUAAUGAUAA
Messenger RNA from Athalia rosae (coleseed sawfly), 4963 nucleotides. RefSeq names its product netrin-A-like. Gene Ontology annotation, molecular function: protein binding. The transcript is spliced from 7 exons. NCBI's taxonomy places the organism in Eukaryota, Metazoa, Arthropoda, Insecta, Hymenoptera, Athaliidae. The record is from RefSeq and is a predicted model, not a curated record. Bases 805 to 2991 code for a protein of 728 amino acids.